AGCAUCAAAAACCCAACUGCCAAAACUUUGGCAUGAUAAGGAAACAGAACAGAGGAGGCAAUGGGUGCAUGCAAAUCACCAAUGUUCCAUCUCCUCUCCUCAUCAAAUCCCAACACUGAAACCCUCACAAACCCUUUGUUAAACCCUGAAACCACCACCAGGCGCUUCCUUCUCUUCUCACUCCCUCUUUCCACUGUUUCCACUCUUAUCAUCCUUCCAAGCAGUACCCCUGGCACUGGAGGUUGCAGUAGUAAGCUUGAGCCCAGCUUCAUGGGUGCUUUAGCUGCGAGUUUUGACCCGGUGAGCCAGGCUGACAGAGACGCCAGCGCUGUCAUUACCCGGAGAGUAUCUGAAGCUGUAGAGUUGUUGGAGAGAGGGAAGGAGUUGCAGGCUCAGGGUGACUUCCCCAAAGCUCUUCAAAUCUUUACCACGGUGGUUGAAAAUUAUAAAGAUUUUGCAUUCUCAGACUAUGCAAGAGUUGGUAGGGCAUUGGCCUUAUAUGAGGUUGGGGACAGAGAGGAAGCUAUUGCAGAGAUGGAGGAUGUUUCAAUAUCUUUAAAGGGAUAUCCAGAAGUACAUGCUGCUCUUGCAGCAGCCUUAUAUGUGGACAAACAUGCACCACUGCUAGCAGAAAAUCAGUUUGCGAUUGCAACUCUACUUGAUCCUCACUUUACAGAUAUCUCAUACGUUGUAGAAACAAAGCAUUGGCCUCCAAGUUUGAGACGUGCUUCCAAACUGUACUCAAAUAAAAAACAAUGUGCAGACAAAUCAGCCUGGUAUAUCUGUUUCAAUGAAAGCUUAUAAAGAAAAAGAAUGAAUCUACCAAGCUUAAGAGUCCCAUCAACUUGCAUCAAUUGGAUGGGAGUUGCUGUUGCCUCUCUGGAUUUAUUCACAAAAAUUGGUGGCCAUGAUAGCCAAGUGGAAACUUCCUUCUAUCAGGAUUCUUGGUGGGUCUAAGGUAAACAGUGUCUUGUCGUUUGGACCAAGGCCUUGCUUGGUAGGAUAGGAUGGUAGAAUUUUUUAUUUCAACCUAGAAGAAAGUUGAAAAAUGGGGAAAAGGGUAUUCAAACUUUGAAUCGUGAACCCAGAUGAAGGCUAACAAUUUUUAGCAUCAAUUUUUGCCAUAAUAAUUGGAUUAAAAACAAAAUCUUUUCCAUCUCCCUAAUUAAGAAAUAUUUUAAGAAUAGUAGCAGAUGUUUAAGCUGCCAAGUUUUUUAUAUAUGAUGGUGUUUUUUGGUAUAAUACCGGUCUGAUUAAUCAGAUUUCAUAAUGAAAACUAAACUAAUCAACUUGAAUUAUUUUAUUAUAUUUAAGUAUUUAGCUUAUUGAUAGA
Molecule: messenger RNA, 1333 nt
Organism: Theobroma umbraticum
Lineage: Eukaryota; Viridiplantae; Streptophyta; Magnoliopsida; Malvales; Malvaceae
Molecular function (GO): protein binding
Source: RefSeq, a predicted model, not a curated record